AUGGCUUCCAACACCCUCCAUCACCGGCUCAACAAUGACCAACCCAUUUCCACCAAACCCACCACCACGACCUUGACCAAACAAGAAAAGGCCAAGAGAGCUCUAAGGUCCCUAGCCGUAGGCAUUGCAAUUCCUCUCACCUUGACCACAACCACAAUUUUCUUCUUCGGCUGGGGCCCCAAGUACCGGACCCUAACCAAACCCUUUUGGCUCCCUCCUCUCUGGCUCAUAAACUUUGCCACAUUCUUCUCUUCCUUCCUCAUGGGUCUCUCAGCUUGGCUUGUUUGGGCUGACGGUGGAUUUCAUGCCCAGUCCAAUGCAUUUGUCCUCUACAUUGCCCAAGUUUCAUUGAGCAUUUUGUGGGGUCCUGUUCUGCUUGCGGCUGGGGCAGCUUGGCUUGGAUUGGCCAUUUGUUUGAUGAAUUUUGGAGCUCUGUUUGCCUGCUAUAAGUGUUUUCGAUGUGUGAAUCCAUUUGCCAAGGAUCUUGUAAAACCUUAUCUGGCAUGGGCGGCUUGUCUUGCCAUUGUUAAUUGUAAGCUUCUGUGUCUUGGAUUUUGA
This is a messenger RNA of Prunus armeniaca (apricot), 558 nucleotides long. The record is from the annotation of a GenBank genome assembly. NCBI's taxonomy places the organism in Eukaryota, Viridiplantae, Streptophyta, Magnoliopsida, Rosales, Rosaceae.